UAAAAAUGGAGUUCCAACAAUUAAGGAUGGCUAGAAACGGAAUGCAGCAAAAUAGAAACCCCAUUGUUUCUUUAUAACUUGACAUUUCCCUUCAGCGUGGUUGGUUAGUUCGCCUUCUUCAACUUUAACCAAAAAACCUGAAACAACAAAAAAGAACGUUUGAGUAGCAACAAGGGGUUUCCGUUCAUAGAGCGGUUUUCCGAUUGUUGGGAAACCGCUCUAUUUACCUCUUCAUUAAGGAAUCUAAUUCGGCCUUUAAUUUCUUAUAGCUUUGGCUGGAUUCAAGAUUCAACCUUUUUUCUUUGGGUCAAAGAAAAAUCGUUUUUUGUUCAUACCCAUUUGAUGUUACGAGUUGUUUGUUUCUAAUUCAGUUUAAGGAAAGAGUUCAUUAGUUAAUGGUCAACCUGUUUUUCUCUUUUAUCCAGUUGUGUGUAUGAAUCUUUUGAAACCAAAUUUUCCAUAUUUUGGUGUCUUUGUUGAUAAUUGGAGGAAAGAAUGGCUUGUUCAAAUUGCCAAUCUGUGUUGCCUAAACCAAAUGAUUGGGUGAAGGGUAAAUUGGUCGGAACCGGAUCUUUCGGUACAGUCAAUUUGGCCAUGAACAAAUCCACCGGAGGGCUUUUUGUGGUGAAAUCAGCACAUAUAGGGGCUGGUUGUGAGGCUUUGAGUAAUGAGGUGAAAAUCCUAGAGAGUUUAAGUUCAUCACCAUAUAUUGUUCAAUAUCUGGGGAAAGAGGAGGACCAAGGUAAUCUCAAUGUCUUCAUGGAGUACAUGGCUGGAGGUAGCUUGGCAGAUGUGGCUCAAAAGUUUGGUGGAUCAUUGGAUGAAGAUGUUGUCCGGUUGUAUACUAGAGAAAUACUUCAUGGUUUACAGCAUCUUCACCAGCAUGGAAUUGUGCAUUGUGAUCUUAAGUGUAAGAAUGUGCUUUUAGGUUCAUCCGGGAACAUCAAAUUGGCAGACUUUGGAUGUGCCAAAAGGGUGAAGGACUUGAAGGCCGCCGCGCGUUUAGGAGGGACUCCUCUAUGGAUGGCCCCUGAAGUAUUGAGGAAUGAGCAGUUGGAUGUUUCUGCUGAUAUAUGGUCUUUGGGAUGCACUGUUAUUGAAAUGGCCACUGGAAGGUAUCCUUGGGCCGGCGAAGUGUCGAAUCCAAUGGCUUCUGUGCUGAGGAUCGCCAAUGGUGACGAGAUACCUCAACUUCCAGCUCAUUUCUCCAAGGAGGGUUUGGAUUUCUUGACCAGGUGCUUGGAGAGAGACCCCAAAAAGAGGUGUACUGCUCAGGACUUGCUUCACCAUCCAUUUCUGUCAAGGAGUUCAAGAAGAUCUUCUCAACAAAAACAGUGUGUAUCUUCACCAACAAGUGUUUUGGAGGUUCAUGGUUUUGAGGCUACUUGUGAUUUAGAUGAUGAGUUAGAAAGCUCUCGGGAACAUGAUAAGCUCUCUUUUAGAAACCCGUUCGCGUGCCAUGAUCGAGCAGUAGGAAGCAAAGCAUGCCAACCAGAAGACAUUGCCCUAUGGUCGUCUGGGAGUUGGAUUACUGUUAGGUCAGGAUAACCUUGAGAAUCAAGGGAAAAGUAAACAGAGAAUGUGUUGAAUGUAGAUACAGGAUUCAAAUGUACAGCUUUGGAGUAGGAGCAAAAUAGGUUGUCAAGGUGUUGAUGCAUUCUUUUCCUCUACACUUCACAUGGUUUUUGGUAUUAUGUGUAAAAACUUUCUAAUAAAAGGAAUAGGAUUCUUAAGUAAAUAAUACAAGAUUCCAAAAUGUAAAGGAUAAUGGAGUUUUGAA
Molecule: messenger RNA, 1780 nt
Organism: Arachis duranensis
Lineage: Eukaryota; Viridiplantae; Streptophyta; Magnoliopsida; Fabales; Fabaceae
Product: mitogen-activated protein kinase kinase kinase 17-like
Exons: 1
Coding region: 496-1548 (350 amino acids)
Biological process (GO): protein phosphorylation
Molecular function (GO): ATP binding; protein kinase activity
Source: RefSeq, a predicted model, not a curated record